AUGGCAAACUUCAUACAAAGGUAUCUACUGAAAGAGACGGCGGCCGGCGACGCGCCUGCGUACAGACGGCUGGACGACGACGAGAAUGGAAAUGGAAACGUCGUCAGCAAGGAAGAACUCGGUCGGCUUUCUACCAACAGGUCAGUGGCGACGAUGCUGAGCUUCUUUACCUUGGGAUUUCUUGUGGCCAUGACCAUCAGCGCCACCAUUGUCUUUUUCGUGCCCGCCGGCAUGUACGCUGGUCUACAUUGCGCAGAAUCCUCGUAG
This is a messenger RNA of Colletotrichum destructivum, 267 nucleotides long. RefSeq lists its product as uncharacterized. Lineage: Eukaryota; Fungi; Ascomycota; Sordariomycetes; Glomerellales; Glomerellaceae. The transcript is spliced from 2 exons. The record is from RefSeq and is a predicted model, not a curated record. Bases 1 to 267 code for a protein of 88 amino acids.